UAAAAGCAGAGUAGGAUGGCUCAAGCUGGACAAAGACAAUCACAGCAAAGCCGGUGACUACUGACGGAGGAAAAGAGCAACACAAUGGAGACACAGAAGAUGCAAAGAGUAGAAAAGGAUCUAUCAGAACAAAUCAAAAACGUGACCAUGGAGAGUCACAUGAGGGCAGAGAACACAGAGUUAAUGUUGAGCUUCCAGAAGGGGCAAGUCACCAGGCUGCAGUAUAAGCUUCUGCUCAGCUCCCUCCGUGAGAUCUACCAGACCUUGGAAGAUGAGCUGGACAGGAACUCCAACCACCCCGCCGUGGAGCCUAUUUACUUCCCAUCUGAGCUAGCCAGGCUGGAGUCCAUUGAGAAAGACCUGGACUACUUCUACGGUCCAGACUGGAAGGAGAAGAUCGUUGUACCCGCGGCCACAAGAAGAUACUGUGACAGACUCCGCGAGAUUGGGGAGAAGAACCCAGAGUUUCUGGUGGCCCACGCUUACACCCGUUACCUGGGCGACCUGUCUGGUGGCCAGGUCCUCGGCCGCAUCGCCCAGAAAUCCAUGGGCCUGAAAAGCGGCGAGGGUCUGUCCUUCUUCGCUUUUCCGGGCGUGUCCAGCCCCAACCUUUUCAAGCAGCUCUACCGGAGCCGCAUGAAUGUGCUGGAGCUGAGCGAGGAGCAGAGAAACGGCGUUCUGGAGGAGGCCGUCAAAGCGUUUGAGCUUAACAUCCAGGUCUUUGAGGAUGUGCAGAAGAUCCUGAGUGUGGCUGAGGACCAUCAAGACUCCAAAGUUGUGAAAAGUAACUCUGCUCUACAAAGCUCCGUGAUGGGCGCUCCGCUCUUCAGGAUGCUCCUCGGAAUCCUGGUGGCUGUUGUCACCAUGGGAAUCUGUAUGUCGUAGGGCUUUGUGUAUAUAAUGUGAGUCACCUCAGGGUGCAGCUUAUAGCACAUAACCAUGACUUCAUUAAAACGGUUGUGGUAUUGGAACGUUCGCACAGACCAGCAAAAAUGAAUGACAACAUGACUGGCCAGUAGUUGGCGAUGUCACUUUGUAAAGAAACACUAUGCAAAUGGUCGCCAACUGCUUUUAGUCAUCCGUCUCAACAAAAAAUCAUUUUGCUAAUGUGCGUGAGUGACAAGUUUGAUGUCAACGCUACAAUAGAGUUGAGAUCCACCAUGAUAGUUUAUAUUGUGACGUCCUUUCUCUUUGUUUCGGUAUUUUCCAUUGUACAGCUAAGCCAUAACACUGGCGUUUGGCUUUUCCAAAAGUCUGCGUUUUCACACUCAGAACACUGUUGCCAUGUGAACAAACUGCCAAAAACGACAGCACUUGACUCCAUUUGGAGUUUCAAAAUGGUUCCGUGGAAAAAAAUGCUACCCAAGUUCUUUGAGCGCCGUCUUGGGGAGGUCAUGAGCAAGACGACUGUUUUCGCUCUCUUCCAUUUUAUGUGAACAUCACCAUUCAAAUAACUGCUGGCAAGCCAGGUGAUGUUGACAACACAUCACCUUUUCAGAAGUGGUCUGAGACUAAUUGCUGAAUUUGUUUUUGUGGGUAAGAGAGACUAAGAUGGACGGUUACAAGUGGACUUGGAAACAAAAUUUCUUUUUGCAUUCACAUUGCAGUCAGUCAGCUGCUUAUUUCACUUCCACUUGUACUUCAGGUCUUAAUGGGCCUAAUUCAGUGGAAAGCAAGUGAAUCCAGAGAGCGUACUCAUUUGUUUUUAUUGCACAGGUUAAAGAUUUGAAACUGAACUGAGACCACUUCCAGGAUUCAAUUCAGUUUUGGUUUCUUUGAAUUUAUACUAUUUUACUGUAAUAUAAUUGUACAUAGAAUUCAAUAAUAAACUGUAGUUAUGUCUUAUUUGACU
Hippocampus comes (tiger tail seahorse) is the source of this 1852-nucleotide messenger RNA. RefSeq names its product heme oxygenase 1b (gene hmox1b). Gene Ontology annotation, biological process: response to oxidative stress; heme oxidation; heme catabolic process. The record is from RefSeq and is a predicted model, not a curated record. Bases 85 to 885 code for a protein of 266 amino acids. The transcript is spliced from 5 exons. NCBI's taxonomy places the organism in Eukaryota, Metazoa, Chordata, Actinopteri, Syngnathiformes, Syngnathidae. Gene Ontology annotation, molecular function: heme binding; heme oxygenase (decyclizing) activity.